GUCAAUACUUGUAAAAUUCAAAACACUUUUUGAUUGGGCAGGCGAAUGGCUGACGGCGUACGUGUCAAAAAGUUAUGAGCCGGUGAAAUUUAUUGUAAAAUAUUAACCAAAAAAAUGGAAUUCGUCAAAUUUUGUAUUCUAGCGUUAUCAAUUUACACUCUGUUCGAAUCCACUCAUGGUAGCAUUGGAGGUUACAUUAACCCCGCUGACAGGAACAAAUUCAUCCAAAUCUUACAAAAAUCCCUGGACAUCGACGGAUCGGAUUUAACGCCCUAUUAUUAUGCAGCCAAAGCACGCUCCAUAUUAAACUCCCCCUACGAGCCCCAGCAAGUUACCGACUACUGCAACAACAUCAAAAGCAAAUUCCAAUACCAGAGCAUCGAAAACAGUUUUUACGUUUACAGUGCCUGGAAAUUAUUAGGAUGUCGGGGCCAAAUUCAUACCACUGAAGCCGUUAAGGCUAUUCAAUCGGCUAUAGAAAACCCCAAAGCAGCGAUACCGGACAUCCGUUACGGUCUGGAAAUCCUGGUUAUCGUAGGACAACAAGUUUCCAAUCCCGCGAAAAUAGCCCAAACCAUUCAAACCAAGCUAAAAGAGGACGAUAGUUUGUCGAAUCUAGGACACGCCUUGCACGCCGGCUACCUCCUGGGAGAUUCCGGUAAAUUCGUAUCGAGCAGAGUCGAAGACAUUAUCGUACAAGCCGACGAAGUAGACGGCAAAUUGCUCCAAUGGGAAGGCGGUUUGACAACAACAUCUCUGUUGCUUACUGGAUUGCUGAGAGCUCCGGGCUCCGCUCCUUUAACCGCUUCGCAAUCCGAUAAAUUCGCCAAUUAUUUGCUAACCAGGAAGACUGUACAAACUCCUAAAGGCGUGCUUGGUUUAGUCGAAGCCGCUAAUGCUCUUCAACAUUCCACCGUCCCGCCCGUGAGCGUAUCGAUUAAAGGAAUCCCUCAGGUGUCCCCGGAGAAAGGCGAUCUGGUAUUCCAAAUCACCAGCAUCUUCGGCGUACCGCUUAAAGUGCCUCCGAAACCGAUCCAAGUGGAAUCCGUUACUAAACUAUCCGAUAACAGCGUCGUGGUUUCUAAUCAGGCUCUGAAACAAGGAGGAUCUUCCAUCGAUUACGUGUUGCCGUUGAAAUUGGACCCGGGUUUGUACAAAGUUGUAAUCAGCGCCGGUCCGAAUACCGCCGAUUUCGCCGUUAGAGCUCUCGGUUCUUUGGCUAUAAAGUCUUUGGAAAUCGGUUUGAGCGAUACGGACGGAAGCGCGGCCACUAAACUGACCAAACUCCCUUACCGCAACAAAUUGGAGAAGCCCCUUCAAGCCGAUUCCAGUCAGAAUUUGAUCGUGAAAUUCUCGCUAUCCCGGCCCGUUCAUCAGGCGUUCUUGCGGUUACAUUCCGUCGCUAAGGAGAUCAUUUUCGUGGCCGAACAGGAUAGUUCCAAGGUGUACUUGGUGGAGGUCAACUUGGAGAAGGAGCUAUCGGAGAGCGGUAACUUCGAAAUGGAAUUGUUGCUAGGUGACGCGUUGAUUACGAAUCCUAUUCGUUGGAAUCUUGGGAAGAUCGAAGUUAGUUUGGGAGCGAUUGCGGGUAAAGAAGCACCGAGGGUGGCGAGAGGACCCAAACGGGAGAUCGAACAUUUGUUCCGUCCCGCCGAAAAGAGACCGCCGGAGGUUGUUUCUGUGUUCUUUACCGCUCUGACGGCGAGUCCUUUCUUGAUACUUUUGAUUUUGUGGGCGAAGAUCGGCAUCAAUUUCGAAAAUUUCACGGCGAUUUCGUUGCCGUUCCAUUUGGGUUUCGGAGGUAUCUUGGGCUUGUUUACCUUGUUUUGGUUGAGAUUGGACAUGUUUGUCACCUGUGCUUGGUUAGUACCGAUUGGGGGAUUCACGUUCUUCUCCGGGCAUAAGCUGUUGAGCCAUUUGGCGAGAAGUAGGAAGCAGGAAAAGUCUGAUAAGUAGUAGAAAUGCUUUAUUUUUUAAUUUUUUUGUAAUAGAACUGGUUAUAUUUUUCGUUUUCAAUUGUUGUAUUUAGUGCAAAUUUUGUUUGUCCGAUAUUGUCACACAACUUUUCUAAGA
Molecule: messenger RNA, 2073 nt
Organism: Phyllotreta striolata
Lineage: Eukaryota; Metazoa; Arthropoda; Insecta; Coleoptera; Chrysomelidae
Source: the annotation of a GenBank genome assembly